Molecule: messenger RNA, 825 nt
Organism: Saccharomyces cerevisiae S288C
Lineage: Eukaryota; Fungi; Ascomycota; Saccharomycetes; Saccharomycetales; Saccharomycetaceae
Gene: CMG1
Product: Cmg1p
Exons: 1
Coding region: 1-825 (274 amino acids)
Cellular component (GO): cytoplasm; nucleus
Molecular function (GO): nucleic acid binding
Source: RefSeq, marked reviewed
AUGGAGGAGAGUAAGACAAAAAGAAAAGAGGAUCGCAUAGAUUUGAAGAAUACACCGCCUCAGAAGAAGUCAAAAAGAGAUUCAACAAAUGACGAAACUGCACGCACAUCACUACGUUCAAUCAUGCCCAGGGGUUAUAAAAUGAUGGAAAACAUGGGUUACAAAGAAGGAGAAACAUUAGGUAGUAAUGAAAGUGCCCUAAAAGAGCCUAUUAAGGUAGAAAUCAAUACAAAAAGGAGGGGAAUUCGUGCAGAAAAGCCCGACCCAUCAACAAUGAAUGACAUGCAGAUGAGUGAACAACGAUUUAUAAAAAGAGAAAGUGAAAUGAAAAAUAAUAAGCGGUUAAAAAAAAUUUGGUAUAGGAUCCAAAAAGUUGCUUUUGAAAUGAUGGGUGAUUCCGAUUUAUACAAUCCAGGCGAAGAUCCGAGAGACUUUAACGUACUUUGGAGAUCUUACGUUAUGCAACUAAAUGAGGAAGUAGCAAAAAAUGACCUAAAUAAUCACAGUAACAAUGAUAAUGAAGAUAAGAAUAAUAUGAUACCAAUGGUAAAUGAAAGUUUGGAGGCUUCGCCUGCAAUAAAAGGUGAAAAGUUUGGACGUCCUUCUACAUUAAUAGAUUGUGAUACUUCAAUUAUCGGUAGUCGCAUUACAAAAGACACAGAACUUGCUGAAUUAGAAGAAUUGAGCAUUGAAAAAAGAAUAACAAAAUUGAAUAUAUUCCUGAGGUCCGAGAAGUACUACUGUUUUUUUUGCGGAAUCAAGUAUAAGGAUGAAGGUGAUCUCUACGAGCAUUGCCCAGGAGUGAAUGAAGACGACCACAAAUGA